Messenger RNA from Plasmodium gallinaceum, 354 nucleotides. Its product is annotated as conserved Plasmodium protein, unknown function. The coding region runs from base 1 to 354 and encodes 117 amino acids. Lineage: Eukaryota; Apicomplexa; Aconoidasida; Haemosporida; Plasmodiidae. The transcript has a single exon. The record is from RefSeq and is a predicted model, not a curated record.
AUGUAUUUUAUUUUAUAUUUAGUAAUUGGAUUUUUAUGGGGAUGCACGAAUGCAUAUAUGAAAAAAGGAUGUAAAGAUGAAAACACAGAGAAAAAUAUAAUUAAAGAUAUUAUUUCAAUUUUUAAAAAUUUAAACAUUAUUAUUCCAUAUAUAUUAAAUCAAAUUGGAUCAUUAUUAUAUUAUUAUUUAUUAUCUGAAUCUGAUAUUUCCUUAGUUAUGCCACUAUCAAAUGCGUCUUCUUUUUUUUUUACAUAUAUAACAGAAAUAAUAAUUUUUAAAAAAUCCAUCACAUAUAAAUCUAUUCUCGGUUUAAUACUUAUUUGUUCAGGUUUAUUUAUGUGUGUAAAUUUUUAA